GAUCUCCAUGCAUUACCAUGCCUUUCAAUUCUUUGAUAUGCAAGUCAGAUUGCUCCGAAAAAAAAAUGUGCUUUCGAAUAUAAUCCAUUCUUGACUCUCAUCAAAUAUGAGAAACGCCGCGGCGUCAGACCGUCAGAUGUAGAAACUAGAAACAGUCUCGCGAAAAUCCAGCGAAAUUCUAAUCGCAUCUCAAGAACAUGCAUUUGUCGGAAUUUUUUUAGCGAUAGGAGCUUGAGAUAUUUAGUGACAUGGCAAUGUUUAAUUCGUUCCGCUUGGCACGGAGCAAAUUUGCAGCGACCGGUUUUAGAUGUUUAUGGACUUCUAGGGCUUUGCUGGCCGAUCAAUUUGAAAAUGACAAUAGAAAAGCGGAAUUACAACAAUCUAUUCAUGAGGAGAAUGAUGAGGAAUAUGAAAAAAAUAUUAAGUUAAAAAUACUUGGCGCUUCUUUAAAAUUUGUUCCUGACAUGGGAUGGAGCAAACAGGCUAUUAGUGCUGGUGCUGAAUCAAUUGGAUAUCCGGGCGUGAUGCAUGGAUUGUUUCCAAAAGGUAGUGCGGCUUUAGUGGAAUACUUUUACUCUAUGUGUAACCGGGAAUUAAAUGAAAUCCUAGAAAAAGAAGCGAAUUCCUUAAGUUCGCAGAAGACACCAGAACAACAAGUUUGUGACGCUGUAGAAACACGGUUGAGAAUGGUGAUCCCCUACAAAAAAACUUGGUCACAAGCAUUGGCUAUUAUGUCCCUUCCACCGAACGUACCAACUGCUUUAGCAAAUUUAUUAACUUUAGUCGAUGAUAUCUGCUACUAUGCUGGCGAUAGAUCGGUUGAUAUUAACUGGUAUACCAGGAGAAUGAUACUAGCGACUAUUUAUAAAGCUACUGAAUUGUACAUGUUGCAAGAUACAAGUGAAGACCACAAAGAAACAUGGUUGUUCCUGGAGAGACGACUAAAGGAUAUUUUACAAAUGCAGACAAUGCUUUCCAGUUCAAUUAAGCCAGAUGAAGCUUUAAAUCGAGUUAAAGAAACAGCUUCUGCUGUUUUUAUAACGGCCCGUAAUAUACUUGGAUUGCGUUAAUAGAAGAAGAAAUAAAUUAAUGAGAGAAGAUUUUAAGACAACAGAAGAUUCUGUAAAUGUUUUUAAAUAAAUUUAAUUAAAAAUUUUUUUUUAUUAAAAUUAAAUCUUUCACACAA
Messenger RNA from Atta colombica, 1186 nucleotides. RefSeq names its product ubiquinone biosynthesis protein COQ9, mitochondrial (gene Coq9). The record is from RefSeq and is a predicted model, not a curated record. Bases 249 to 1070 code for a protein of 273 amino acids. The transcript is spliced from 6 exons. Gene Ontology annotation, biological process: ubiquinone biosynthetic process. Lineage: Eukaryota; Metazoa; Arthropoda; Insecta; Hymenoptera; Formicidae. Gene Ontology annotation, molecular function: lipid binding. Gene Ontology annotation, cellular component: mitochondrial inner membrane.